AUGGAAGACCCAACGACAGAAAGCCAGGGUAUUCCCGAGGAGAUCGAAGCAUUGGACACUCAGCCCGUCCAAGACGUCCUUCCACCGUCGCCGCCACCCACCGAGGGUGGAAUCUCAGAUCCAGACGACGAGAAGGUCGAGGUACCACUCCCACCUCCAACCGCAGCCCCAGUUCGAGUUCUCGACGUCGAUCUUAAGACACCCGACCGUCACGUCCCUCGCGAUCCCCGACUGAUCCGACUGACCGGCGUCCAUCCCUUCAAUGUCGAGGCGCCGCUCACUGAACUCUUCAACGAAGGCUUCUUGACGAGCCCGGAGCUGUUUUAUGUGCGAAACCACGGUGCGGUACCUCAGGUCAAAGAUGAAGACAUAAUAGAGUGGCAACUGUCUAUCGAGGGCCUGGUGGACGAGCCCAUGACAAUAUCGCUGAAGCAGCUGAUGACCGAAUACGAGCAAGUGACAUAUCCAAUCACACUGGUGUGCGCAGGGAAUCGGCGAAAAGAGCAGAACAUGGUGCGUAAAAGCAAAGGAUUCUCGUGGGGCGCGGCAGGGCUCUCGACGGCACUCUUCACGGGCGUCGUCAUGGCUGAUGUUCUCCGACGAGCCCGGCCCACGAGGAAGGCCAGGUACGUCUGUAUGGAAGGCGCAGACAAGCUCCCCCACGGGUUCUACGGCACGUCCGUCAAGCUGAACUGGGCCAUGGAUCCCAACCGCGGCAUCAUGCUCGCCUACAAAAUGAACGGCGAGACGCUCCGCCCUGAUCACGGCAAGCCCCUCCGCGCCGUUGUCCCGGGCCAGAUCGGGGGCCGGUCUGUCAAGUGGCUGACGAAGCUGAUCAUCACGGAUGCUCCUAGCGACAACUGGUACCACGUUUACGACAACCGGGUCUUGCCGACCAUGGUCUCUCCGGAAGAGUCCGCCAACAACCCCAAGUGGUGGACGGACGAACGAUAUGCCAUCUACGACCUCAGCCCUAACUCGGCCGUCUGCUACCCCCGGCACGAGGAGCAGCUGUGCCUGAACGGUGCACCGCAGACCUACCGAGUCCGAGGAUAUGCCUACAGCGGUGGUGGGCGACGCAUCACGAGGGUCGAGAUCUCAUUAGACAAAGGCAAGUCUUGGCGGCUGGCCGAGAUUGACUAUGUCGAGGAUCGAUAUAGACAGGUGGAGAGAGAUCUGUUUGGUGGCCGGUUGGACAUGUCGUGGCGUGAAACCUGCUUCUGCUGGUGCUUCUGGUCGACCAGCCUGCUGACGGACGAACUCGCCCAGGCCACAGAUAUCGUCGUACGGGCCAUGGACGAGAGCAUGAAUGUGCAGCCUCGGGACAUGUACUGGUCCGUUCUGGGGAUGAUGAACAAUCCCUGGUUCCGGGUAACGAUCACAGUUGAGGGCGAGUACCUUCGCUUCGAACAUCCCACCCAACCGGCUCUCAUGCCUGGCGGCUGGAUGGAGCGAGUCAAAAAGGCUGGGGGCGACCUGGCCAACGGCUUUUGGGGGGAGAGACUCGAGGGCGAGGCACCCAUAGUCCCGGAUAAGGAACAAGCCCGGGAAAUCUCCAUGGUCCGGGAAGGCCUGCAGAACCCGAUCACGAUCGACGAGCUGCGGAAACACGACACGGAGCAACAGCCUUGGUUCGUGGUGCAAGGCGAAGUGUACGACGGCACGGCGUUCCUGAAGGAGCAUCCCGGGGGCGCGCAGAGCAUUAUUUCGGCUGCGGGGCUGGACAGCACCGAGGAAUUCCUCGCCAUCCACAGCGAGACGGCCAAAGCGAUGAUGCCGCAGUUCCACAUCGGCUCCCUGGACGAAGCCGCCAAAACGGCCUUGACGGCGGGCAGCGACGAGACGCAAUCAAUCGACCACCAAGGCCAACCUCCCGAGACCUUCCUCCAUCCCAAAGCGUGGAAGAAAGCCAUCCUGCACGGUAAGCGGAUCGUGUCCCAGGACACACGUAUCUUCACCUUCAAACUGGAACAUCCGGCGCAGCGCCUCGGCUUGCCCGUCGGCCAGCAUUUAAUGGUCAGGCUCCGGGACCCUGUGACCCGUGAGGCUAUCAUCCGCAGCUAUACUCCAAUCUCGGACAUCGACGACCGCGGCUUCAUGGAGAUGCUGGUCAAGGUGUACUUUGCCCGCGCGGGCAGCGAGGGCGGCAAGAUGUCGCAGGCCAUGGACGCCCUUCCCGUCGGGCACUUCAUCGAGAUGAAGGGGCCGAUCGGCAAGUUCGAGUACGUGGGCCACGGCACGUGUCUGGUGUCCGGGCGAGAGCGGGUGGUCAAGUCGUUCAUCAUGAUCUGUGGCGGCAGUGGCAUCACGCCCAUCUACCAAGUAUUCCGGGCGGUCGUGCGCGAUCCCGAGGACCAGACGCAGUGCGUCAUAUUCGACGGGAACCGACUGGUCGAGGACAUCCUGUGUCGGGAGGAGCUCGACGCCCUGCUAACAGGCAACGAGCACCGGUGCCGCGUCCUGCACACUCUCACCCAGGCGCCCGACGACUGGACCGGUCUGCGAGGCCGUGUCACCGGUCAACUCGUUCAGGAACACUCGGCCCGGACGGACGACGCGCUGGUCCUCAUCUGCGGACCCGAGGCGAUGGAAAAGACCAUGCAUCAAGCGCUGUUAGAGCAGGGGUGGCGCGAUGACCAACUUAUGUUCUUUUGA
Messenger RNA from Fonsecaea erecta, 2655 nucleotides. RefSeq lists its product as hypothetical. Gene Ontology annotation, molecular function: molybdenum ion binding; nitrate reductase (NADPH) activity; heme binding. The record is from RefSeq and is a predicted model, not a curated record. Bases 1 to 2655 code for a protein of 884 amino acids. The transcript has a single exon. Gene Ontology annotation, biological process: nitrate assimilation; nitric oxide biosynthetic process. Lineage: Eukaryota; Fungi; Ascomycota; Eurotiomycetes; Chaetothyriales; Herpotrichiellaceae.